Messenger RNA from Paramecium tetraurelia, 897 nucleotides. RefSeq lists its product as uncharacterized. The transcript has 4 exons. Lineage: Eukaryota; Ciliophora; Oligohymenophorea; Peniculida; Parameciidae. The record is from RefSeq and is a predicted model, not a curated record.
AUGCAAUAAGUAAAAUAUCCAGACUUAUCAAAUUCAAAUUAGGAAACUCUAUCCUAACAAUUGUUUGAGAAUACUAAUUAAAACAUUAAAUUUAUCCCUGUUGUGACACAAAAUUAAGACUAAUUUUCCUAAUCUAUUUAAGUUCAACCUUAAGUUUCCUUAAAUUAGGUUGCACCUUAUUAAGAGUUUGCAAAUUAUCAGGUGACUCAGUAGCCGAUAUAAACAUCAAAUCUAAUCAAAGAUUAAGAAUUUUAAAAACAAAAGAAAUAUUUCAUGCAAAUUUUAGGAAUUUUCAUACUUUGGACAAUUGUGGCCUUCUUGAUAUACAUUUUUUUCUGCUUCACUUUAUUUCGAAUAAAUAGACUUGAAAUAGUUUUUUUUGCUUUCCUUUUUAUUUCUGUGAUAGGGGUCCCAAUACUCAUAAAAAUUGGAAUUGGGGAAAACUAUAGGAAUGUAACACAAAAUCAUUUAUAAUAGAAACCCGCCAGCAUUUUUAUCUUAUUUGGAUUAAUAUUGAAUCACACAAUGUUGUAUUUCGGAAUCUUAGGUGUUAUAAUUUAUAUAAUUAAUGAUUAUUGGGCAGGUAAAAAUAUUAUACGAUAUAAGGCUUGGCUAUAUUUCUCAUUUUCUCAUUAAAUAUAGGUGUAAACUUCAUUAUUUGAAUAAAACAGGAUAAAGAUGAUUUAUGUAUUUGUAGCUCAACUAUUUGUUAUUGCUAUUUGUGGGAUAUUUUUAUAACAAAUAACAUUAUUUUUAGUAUUCACCCUCCCUUACCCUUUUUGUGUAUUGAAUGUGCUGAAGUAAAUCUAAAAAGGACGAUUUAAAUUGCAGAAUGAUCAAGUAAUUACAGCAUCAAUUACUGCUUUUUAUGGAAUGAUAAUUUGUUGUGAAGACUGA